Messenger RNA from Mya arenaria, 1581 nucleotides. RefSeq names its product origin recognition complex subunit 4-like. Gene Ontology annotation, biological process: DNA replication initiation; DNA replication. The record is from RefSeq and is a predicted model, not a curated record. Gene Ontology annotation, molecular function: DNA replication origin binding. NCBI's taxonomy places the organism in Eukaryota, Metazoa, Mollusca, Bivalvia, Myida, Myidae. Gene Ontology annotation, cellular component: nuclear origin of replication recognition complex; nucleus. Bases 106 to 1410 code for a protein of 434 amino acids. The transcript has 13 exons.
AAAUAAUUUCAUGUUGUCAUAAUUGCACUACCAAUCGCGCGAACGGCAAAUGUCAGGUUGUCAAUGGGAGAAGUCUAAAGCUGUGUUUCCUCUUAGCUCUGGGAUAUGGGAAAAGCCAAGAAGCAAAGACAGGACUCGGAAGAUGAAGAUGUGGUUUUGCUCACUCAAACAUGGCUGCGCACGAAAUUAUGCCAAACCUCAUUACCGACUGAAAUUCAUGGGCUUAGUAAAGAAAGACGGGAGCUGUUGGAAUUGAUUAAGCGUACAGCCAUAUCGGGAGAGAGCAACUCUGUUCUUGUUGUCGGUGCUAGGGGAUGUGGAAAAUCUAUGCUUAUUAAAAGUGUCCUUGAGGAGCUAACACAUGAAACAACUGUGAGAGAAAAUCUGUUGCAAGUUCAUCUUAAUGGUUUACUGCAGACUGAUGAUAAAGUAGCCCUGAAAGAAAUCACAAGACAACUGCAGCUGGAAAACACCAUUGGGGACAAAGUUUUUGGCUCGUUUGCUGAAACUUUACAGUUCCUUUUGGAGGCUCUAAAAAGUGGCAGCCAAACAAGCAAGCCUAUAUUGUUUGUCGUGGAGGAGUUUGACCUGUUUGCCUUUCACCGGAACCAGACGUUACUAUACAACCUGUUUGACAUCUCACAGUCGGCUCAGACCCCUAUUUGUGUGCUCGGAGUCACCUGUAGACUGGAUGUUGUUGAAUUAUUGGAGAAGCGAGUGAAGUCCCGGUUUUCCCAUCGUCAGCUUCACCUCUUUACAAGUCUUACUUUUGAAGAGUAUCAGCAAUUGUUUGUGUCCGUUCUUUCCCUGGGUCCAGAUUUUCCUGACCAGAAACAUGCCAGCCAGUGGAAUAAGUCCAUGCAGGCCUUGUCCCGAGAUGCCAGUGUGGUGGAUGUGUUGAAGAAGCAGUAUGAGAUGAGCAGGGAUGUUCGCUCCCUCAAACAACUCAUGAUGUACCCAGUGUGCCAGCUGUGUGGGGACCACAAAUGGCUGGCUGCCGGAGACUUUCAGGAUGCCAUGCAAAUCAGUGCCACUGAUUCCAAGGCUGCUAUGCUGCAUGGUGUCUCUAUCCUGGAGCUUUGCCUCAUCAUUUCCAUGAAACACCUAAAUGACAUAUAUGAUGGUGAACCUUUCAACUUUGAAAUGGUCUACAAAGAAUAUCAAAAGUUUGCGCAGCGCCGAUCAUCAAUGCAAGUGUUUGAUAAGCCGGUGGUGCUUAAGGCAUUUGAGCACCUGAUUGCCCUGGAGCUGGUACGGCCACUAGAGAGCACUGGAGGUACUCGUGUACAGAAGGAGUACCGUCUCAUGUCCCUCCUUGUGCACCCCUCCCAGGUACUCACCGCGCUGCAGAAGUACCCGAAUUGUCCUACAGAGAUAUCCCAGUGGGCGUCUUGUUCCCUCGCUGUCUGACAGCUCGGGUCACCUAACUUCUACCUGAAAACUGUUUACAUAUCUGUGUCCUUAUCAGCUAUCAAUUAAUUCUUAAUCUUGGAUCUUAAAGCUGCACUCUCACAGAUUUACCGUUUUUACAACUUUUUAUUUUUUUGUCUUGGAAUGAGGAAAUUUUUGCGUAAAUAUCUG